This is a messenger RNA of Tetrahymena thermophila SB210, 1587 nucleotides long. RefSeq names its product kelch motif protein. Gene Ontology annotation, molecular function: protein binding. The transcript has 2 exons. The record is from RefSeq and is a predicted model, not a curated record. NCBI's taxonomy places the organism in Eukaryota, Ciliophora, Oligohymenophorea, Hymenostomatida, Tetrahymenidae.
AUGAGUGACUUGUAAAGUAUAAAAAAUGCCAUUCUUAAUUAAAGAAAGAGACAAAAGGUUCAUUAGAUAAUGUAGAAUCUAAGGAAAUAAUUAAAGCUCCCUUAUAUAAUCGUUCCAUUAAAAGACAUAUUUAACUCAGGGCCAGUCGAAAUUCAUGUAAGAAAUGAAAAAUGUAAUAAAGUCAGUUGCUUAUUUGAUUUGGAUGAAAUUUCUAGAGUAAUUUUUGAAGAAAUUUAAAAAUCUCAAAAAUUUUAAAUGUACAAAUGUCCUGAAUGCUCAAAUUAUUUAGAUCUAUAAGGAUUUUAUGUAGAUCAAGAUAUGCAAGAUGCUGUAGAUAAAAUGAAGCAACUAUUUCCAGAUUUGUAUGAAAUUGCUUACUUUUCAAAUGGCGAAGAUUAUUAAAUAAAGGUUGACUAAAAAAAUGAAUGGAUACUAGAAGAUAAAUAGAAAAAUGAAAAUUUUGUUCUUAAAGAAUCUGAUAUGCUUACAGAAUACGAGAAAAAAUAUCCAUUAUUUGAGAGCAAGCAAACUCCUGAUUUUUAUGAAAAUGGUUAUGUCUUUGUUAAUGAGAAUAUAGAUGCAUUAAAAAAUCAAAAACUUUAAUCUGUUGUAUAUUUAUUCUUCCCCAGCUUGGGUAACAAAUGGAAAGAAGUUCUCAUUUUCCAAUAAUUGUAGGAGAGGAAAUAGUCUUACUUUUAAAAGUAUAUGUCAGUAUGUAAAAUGUACAACAAAGCAUUAGGUUACCAUUCUAUUUUUGCAAGUGGUGGUUUUGGAUAUCCUGAAUAAAAAAAAUAUGAAAGAAGAACAUUCUAAGUUUAAUUAUUUAGAGAUGAUCCUGAAGCAUAAAUUUAAAAGGAAGUUGAACUGAACGACUUAAGUCCAAUGAUCACUCCAAGAGUUUUCCAUCAAUUAGUAUGCUUUUAGGGUAAGGUAUAUGCAAUAGGAGGAUACUAUCGUGACCCUAUAAGGGAUAUAGAUGUUUCUUUGAAGUCUUGUGAGAGAUAUGAUCCAGAGAGAAAGGAAUGGAAAUAAAUUUCUGAUCUUCAUCAUCCCAGACAGCUAUUUACAACAGUUGUUUACUAAAAUAAAUUAUUUAUAAUUGGCGGAAAAGUUUAAGCACCUAACUCCAAUACAGAAGAAGAAGACCUAACUGUUGAAUUUUUUGAUCCAACUAAUGACACAUGGAGUAUAAUUAAAAUUUUAGAUGUGCAGAUUCCUUAAAAAUAUUUCACUGAAAGAGCUUAUUGCUUUGUUAAAAGUAACGAUACUGCUGUAAUAUUUGGAGGCAGAAAAGAAAAAUCAUAUAGUGAGUAAAAGCCAUGUGAUAGAUCAAGAACAGCAACAGAGUUAAAUUUAUCUACAGGAAUUCAUUCAUUCACAAAUGAUAUGCUUCCUCCUUAAAGCAUAACUUUUGAUGGAGUUACAGAUUUUCAAGGAAUUUAUUAUAACAACAGAUUUAUUUUUGGUUUCAAGAGAACAGGAAAAGAAAACGGUAAAGAUUUCCUCAUUCCCUCUUUAUGUAAAUAUAAUGAAACCAAUACUACUGAGAAAUUUACAUUUGAGCAAUAUAAAAAAAUAAUGUAUUGA